Dichomitus squalens LYAD-421 SS1 is the source of this 1060-nucleotide messenger RNA. RefSeq lists its product as uncharacterized. The transcript has 4 exons. The record is from RefSeq and is a predicted model, not a curated record. Lineage: Eukaryota; Fungi; Basidiomycota; Agaricomycetes; Polyporales; Polyporaceae. The coding region runs from base 79 to 945 and encodes 288 amino acids.
CGCAUCCUUCGGUCCUGGUGUUGUUGUGCCACAAUCCCCUCAUAACUCAUAUCUUCUCUAACCGUCAUCAGCUUCAGGAUGCCUCACCUGGAAUUCCCCGUUGCGCCUGAGGAGGUUGGCACUUCCCCUACGCAAUUCGAUGAACUCCAACCCUACUUCCUUAACGAGGAAAUAUGGGAGGAUGUGACAUACAGAGUCUGCGAGACCCUGUGUGUCUUGUCUUCCAAAGCUCGUUGCUCAGCCAUUCUCCGAGUUCAACUCCUCCCCGAACCGUUUGACGCGUCCGUCAAGGAGCUCACUGCGAUCUGUAAGGUCGGGUGGGGACGUGAGCACGCGCAAAGAGUCAAGAAGGAGGCAGAGCUAUGCCGUGACAAACUCUCCCAUCUCCAAGGUGAUGGCCUCCCAUGGAUUUACGGCUGCUAUGAUGGAGUCACGGACGAAGGUGUCACAAGGGUUUCGGUAAUGGAGGACUGUGGGCAAUCCCUCCAUGUACCUCUCGUAGAAUGUCCUCCUACGUUUCGAUAUCUCGCAUGUGGUAUGCUCGUUGAGGUUCACAAAGCCGGAGUGAUACAUAAUAGCUUCACGGAGCGGAACGUUGUGGUCUCAGUCAUCAAUAGCGGUCCCAACAAAGGAGAACACGUCCCUGUUCUCGUCGGCUUUGGCGAAGCAACAGAGCAUCAAUGUCCGUUGAAUGGGAACAUUCAGGCGAAUGGUCUGCGACCUGAGAGAUCGGACAUCAUGUGCGACGAGAUCUACUACGCUUGCAUGGAUUCAGAUUUCUGGCGGCCAGCAUAUAUCAAGGUAUUGGACACAGAGGUCCCAAUCGCGCAUGCCACGAGCGUGGAGAGCCUUGUGCAACAUGCCGGAUACUCAAACUCGAACGAGAUGUUGAAGAGGCGUGCACUGUUGGAAGCUAGGAGAGCCUUCUCGGCUCACAGAGAUUGAGAAGAGGCUGGGACAAAUGGGAUGAAUCGCCGCUCAUUAGCGAGUAGGAUGUAUUGUGAUACGACGAUUCAUGGAACAAUCCCUCAGCGUCACUUUGUAACAAGAGAUGACUUGG